This is a messenger RNA of Spea bombifrons (plains spadefoot toad), 880 nucleotides long. RefSeq names its product cardiotrophin 1 (gene CTF1). The record is from RefSeq and is a predicted model, not a curated record. The transcript has 3 exons. Lineage: Eukaryota; Metazoa; Chordata; Amphibia; Anura; Pelobatidae. Bases 30 to 584 code for a protein of 184 amino acids.
GGAGAGUUUUCGUUCAGAGCCGGAGCGGGAUGGAGGUGCUGAGAGUGGAUCACUUGGCAGGAAUCCCGUCCGCCCAUCAGGAGGACGACAAGGAAGACAAACGCCAGGCCCUGCGGCUGGUCCUUCUGCUGAAGUCGGAGUCCGAGGGCUUGGUCAGCGAAUACCUCCGUUUCCAGGGACCCCCGUUCUCUACGCCCGGCUUUAACUCCACGGCCCCGGUGGACGGCCUGCCGACCCCCCGCGACCUCCCGGCCUCGCUGUGGAAGCGGCUGCCCCUGUGCCUCUCGGCCUUCACGUCUCUGGCCGGCUGGUUCGCCGCCGUCCUCGCCUGGCAGAAAGAGCUGAACCCCGGAGCCGUCUCUCUGCACCGGCGCCUCGAGGCGAGUCAGCAGCAGGCACGGGCCUUGUGUUCCAGCCUCGCCGCCAUCCUCGGGCAGCCGGUGCCCGGCCCCCCCGCGGCCCCCGCCGUCUCCAGGGUCAUCGCCCAAAAGAUCGCCGGCUACGUCGCCUGCCUGAGUUACGUCAACUGGCUGACCCAGACGGAGCGAGACCUCGCGCUGCUGGUCUGCGAGACGGCCGUCUAGAGCCCGCCGAGCCGACCGCCAUGAACUCCGCUCGGCAGCAACUGACCUACCUCACUGAGGCUGCCUCUACAUGCAUCGACUACUAUUUCGGGGAGGAGGAACUGCUCAGUGGCCGCUUCUGGGUGGGCUUGUCUCCCCUGAGGGGGGCUGUUAUUUGGUUACUUGUCUCUGGCUCCACCGAGUGCUGAGGGUAGGUACCGGUUGCCCCCCCGGACCCCUCCUGUUUUUAGGGUUCCCGCUGUAAAUGUUUUAACUUUAGCCAUAACUUUUUGUAAAUAAACUCAUUUCUACUUUUA